Messenger RNA from Porites evermanni, 5856 nucleotides. NCBI's taxonomy places the organism in Eukaryota, Metazoa, Cnidaria, Anthozoa, Scleractinia, Poritidae. The record is from the annotation of a GenBank genome assembly.
GCUGCCCUAAUCACUCAAAAGCCCUCGUCUAUCAUUGUUGAAGAAGGACAAAAUGUGACUCUAGUUUGCAAAGCUACUGGUCAGCCGACACCAACAGUAAUGUGGCGCAAAGCGUUUGGUCACAUGUCUAAAGUGAAUAUUGUGGUGGCAGGUUGGAAUAUGACCAUACUCAGCGUUACGAAAGCAGACGGUGGGGCUUACGCAUGCUCGGUAAAGAACCUUCUUAGCCAAGAUUCUGCUGUUGCAUUAGUGACAGUGAUUGACAGGCUCGAAUUCAUUUUGGCUCCUCCUCCUACAGUUGUUGCAAAUGAGAGCAGCGACAUAAUAUUGAACUGUGCAGCCCACGGCAAAAAAGAUAUUCUUUGGGAAAGACAAAGCCAAGCAAUUCCUAAAAAUCAUGCCAUUUUUUCAAAUGGAACAUUGCUUAUGAGGAUGGUUUCUCUAAAUGACGCAGGAACUUACAAAUGCGUAGCGAAAAACUACCACCGUUCUAUAGAAGCAACCUCUGUUGUUAAAGUGCUAAGCUUAAAACCCAAAACCUGCAGCGAGAUAAGAUCUAAACACCCUGGAAGCUCUUCUGGUAAUUACAGUAUUGACCCUGAUGGCAAUGGUGGGGUGACUUCAUUUAGUGUGUAUUGUGACAUGAAUGACAAGGGCAGAGUUGGUGUGACGGUCAUUAGUCACGAUAGUGAGAGUAGGACCCAUGUUGGUAACAUUCCUGGAUGUAAUGGCGCCGGAUGUUACCGUAAAGAUGUUAGUUACACAGCAGUUACUACCGCCCAGCUGGCAGCGCUUACUCGAGUUUCACAUAACUGCGAACAGUUCAUCAAGUAUGAGUGCAAUCCUUACUCGCCAUUUAUUGAGGAUGGUUUUGCAUGGUGGGUGUCACGUGAUGGAACAAGAAAGGACUACUGGGGUGGAGCUACUGGCUACAACAAAAUGUGCGCAUGUGGACUAUCAAAUUCUUGUCCCAAUGGUAAGAAUUGCUACUGCCGACCCAGUAAAGGUUGGAGCGAGGACAGUGGUCUGCUCACAGACAAGACCGCUCUUCCCGUAACACAAAUCAGACUGGGAGACUUAGACGGUUCACACGAGGAAGGUUAUCACACUUUAGGGAAACUCAAAUGUUAUGGACAUACUUAGCGAGUCGGUCCAGUGCGAAACAGUUUUCAACUAGGGGCGCUGUAUGUUUAGUCCUAUUUGCAAUUUCUCUGCUGAUCUAAACGUUCUUUCAGGCGCAGUGUUUUUGUAUCCUAGCGCACUCAGGUUUGAUAAAAAUACUUAGUGUGAUAAUAUACUUUAACGUACGGAAGUAAAAAGCCCAUGAGCCAGUCCUCUUCUUCCGUGAGGAAAGCAACAAAUUUCUGGAUUUUUUGUUUUAGAGACUAUCUUUAUGCCUUUCGAAAGACUCUUUGUCCUGUGAGACUGGCUCAUUAGAUCGUUAAGUUGUAUUUUAUUCAAAUUUAUAUUUCUACAUACCUUUAUUAUAAACUUCACCCCAUGUGCGCUUUUCACUCAUUUCACUUUCCACCAAUUUUUUCAUAUACUUAACUUGAUGCGGAAUAUUUUUUUAUUCCUAAUAAUGCCGUUGAUCGAUCGGCAAAAGCUCGGAAUAUAAUUGUCAAUUUUAAUUACAACAGUUUAAGGCCUCGUUCGAACAACAUUUUACUUUCUAAUGUUUAUAGUUUUGAUGCUGCAAUAGAAUUUACCAUUACAGACAGAAAAAGCCAACGUAUUGCCUUAUGAUUUACUAAUACGACUUCAGGCCAUGUUUUUGUUUAAUAAAAGUGAAAACGUAGUCUGAUGUGCUUAUAUAAUGUUGUUUCAAACUUGUGGAAAAUUUAUUAGCCAUCCUUGCCUAUAGCGAAAUCAAGUUUGAGUCACCCAGGGCCUGUUUACAUGGAGGUGAGGGACUCCAGAUAGGUGAGGUAACAUGUGGUGGGUCACCCUACCUAUCUUUUAAACGUGAUCAAAUUAGAUAGAUUAUAUGGACAGGCGGGUUACCCCACCUAAGCGGGCUACCUCACCUACCUGGGGUGCUCCACCUCCAUGUAAACAGGGCCUUAAUUUAUGUAACAAACUGCGAGAUUCGCCUCUUUGGCAGUUGCCAAAAGAUUCCCCUAGUGUAUUUACUUCGGUUUUCACAACGUUCCAAUGCCUAUUCAGUUGUUAAUUCUGAAGCUCGACACAGAAAAGAAAAAUUAGAUUUAAAAUUAAUUUCAGAAAGAAAUUAAACAAUUGUACUUUUGCUUGAUGUGACUGAUCAAUAUUACAAUAGCGCACGAUGAUGUCAUUUUAGUUCUAUUUUAUACUACGACCAGAAUCCUUCAGGGUUUUGCCUUCUUGUGCAAAUUAGGGCUUUUGUUUUUUAAUCCUCUCUGGAAUUACCAAAUUUAAAUAUGAAAGGAAAAAGCAAAGGGAUUCUGGUCAUAGUAAUAAAAUGACGCCAAGGUGCAAAUGGCCUUUUCUCGAGCAACCAGUGACGUUAUUACGUAGAUUCUUAAGUCAUGAAACCGAGGCACGAGGCUUCUCUACUCAAUGUACGAAGAAAGGCUGAAAAAACAUGGUACAUAUCCUUAGAACGCUGCGCAAAGAGGGGUACUAUCAGUCAGAAUUAGACAUUCUCUUAAUACAAUAGUUCUACCUAAUAUUAAUUAUGCAGUAUCCGUCUACGGUGCGUCCUAUUCCGAUCUUACACCUGUGCAAUGUUUCUUGGGCCGCUGUUUCAAAAGGAAAUACACGUCAAAGCCUGUAAGUGCACAUGAUCUCUUAGAGGGGUAGGAUCGCAAAGUUUUUAGAGAGGUGGUUCUAAACUCUACAGGACAUUCACUCUUAUCUUAUGAAAAGAAACUUGUUAUAAACCUAAGAUUAAUACUAUGCGUCUUAAAUACUCUUUCAUUAACCAUUUAUUUUUUUUUUAAAUACUGACGAAUUAGCUUUGUAAUAUACUAGAUCUGAAUUCUUUCUUUUUUCCUUUUCAUACUUGUUGCCAGAUGUAAAAUUUCUUGAUUAAAUACCCUUGUAACAAAAGAUAUGUAUUUUUAUCUUUUGACGAAUAAAAAGACUUUAUUAUUAUUAUUAUUAAAUCCAAGCACUGAUGGUUUAUUUGAGUUUCAUAGCACGUUCGUAGUCAAAUAAAAAAACAUUUUGCACCCUUAAUGAAAGACAUAUCUCGUAACCAUAGCAACUGACCAUCACUAAACUCGUCUCAAAAUCUGCGCGAGGGAUGAACGAACAGCAGGGUGAUGGACUCCUGACGAACAGCUACUGAAAAGGUCGGGUGCUGAUGUUUUAUCCUCUAGGGAAAAACUCAGAAAAACCAUAUCGGGGCGUGGGAUCCACCCCCCCCCUCCCCCCCGCCUUGUACGUCCGAGGGUUUUAAUAGGACAUUCGUAAUACAUAUUGUCUGAGGGGACUUUGUGUCGUAAACCAUUAUAGUCAAAUGAUCUUGAGCAAAACUUAAUGAUGAGUGCAAAUCCUUCGCCAUAUCGUCUGUCGAAUUGAUUGAUUCCAAAGAGAUGCUAUCUGAGUAAUUUUACGUAAUGGUACAAAGUCUAAAUAGAUCAAUUGAAAACCCAAUAGUUGCAACAGCCGAUUCUCUGAGUAUACACAACAGCACAAUUCGCUUGUACGGCAGGCGUCGAAAGCGUUCUAGGAUCGCUUUUAUCAUCCUCCCCUUUUUUGCGUCGUGCAUGCAGGCUAAUGCAUCAUAUCGUGAAGAGAUUUCCCCAUCAAACAAAACAUAAACUAACUGCCUUUUCAGCAAAUUCAGCAAACUUGAUCUCACCGCAGCACAAUAAUGCGGAAAUAAGCUUUGACGGAAGUAACAAUACAUGCACAUUAAUGUAUCGGUAUCAAGUCCGACAUUUUGUGAUUUUGUAAUGUUUCAGUAUUUUCAAAUACGUGACCUGUCUUCCUCCUUAUCUUGGUUCGUUUCUUUUUCAUUCAAAAUCUCCUAUUACAGGUAGAUCAUAUUACCUUCAAGGAACGUUUCGUCUGUUUGUAGAUUAUGCAGUUGUUCAUCCGUAAACAGGGUGAAAAUCACGCUCUCUUUAAGGGGAAAGCAAACAAACUAACUCGGUUUGAAGAUAGACAUAUUUUACUUUUAGACCGACAUAUCUUUUCGGCUAUUUACUUCUAAAUGGUUUCAAAUGCAAUAAAUACACCAAUUCAUUUGGUUUUCCUUUGCAAGAUAUAUCCAGCACUGUUUCCUGUUAGCUAUAACCUUUUCAUCGUGAGGUCGUGCAAAAUAGUUGACUGGAGAAAUCGAGAAAGCCUGAUUGAAAUAGAUCUUGAGGAAAAGGGGUGGUGAGAUGGGCGUACUGUAUUGCUACUCUAUGACGGUCGUUCCUCCAAUGAUUUCACGUGGAGAUUAUUGUCUCUUUCUGCGAUCAUUUGUUAAACUAGUGCUUUGUAAAUAUAGUAACAAACAAUAAGCAUUCUUUUCCAAGCUAUCUUUUUAGGAUAAAGAGCAACUUAUCGGAACGCGGAAAAAGCCCUAAAGGAAAUAAAUGAAACUUCCCAUUAAGCGAAACUGUGUUAAAAAGGCUUAUGCAAUCAGUACAUGUCUCAAUGACCGUCCAUGCUGUGUCAACAGUUUUUAACUAGAAUGGAGACGACAAAGGUUCGUUCUAAUUCAAAAACUGUAUCAGUUUCAAUGUUACAAAGUCUCUCUAUUUUUAUUUGCUUCGUGGCACUGAUUCACGUCGAGUUGGAGCUGCACGCACAUCGAGACACCAUCAGAGUUUUGACUUCUCAACACAGCGGAGAAAAUCCCGUGCCAAGAAAAACUGUAAAUGAUGAAACGAGUCAUUCUUCGCUUACGGAGACACACAAUGACUUGGCGGAAGGUCUGUAUAUGUCCCCAUUGUGACUAUUGAAAUAUCCCUUCUUCUGAUUACUUGAGAUAGUUUUUUCAUAGGACAGGGGCACACAUUUUUUUAAAAAAACUUUUAAAGCACAAUGGUAUAGUAUAGCUAUUACUAAACGAGGAUCGUAUAAUCCCUAGACUCGGAGAUCAAAACUUCACUGACUUCGUUAGCACAAAACAAACCGGCCACGACAUUAUGAGGUUGUACGUUAAGGAAGUUGUGACAAGUCCAGGUACAUACUAUGCUCAGGAUUUUAAGGAUUUGUCGAUUAAAAUCGCUCCAUAGUUUGGGAAAAACCGCAACUCAAAGCCGAUGAUUUCCUCCUUGGCUUGUUCAUGUGCGCCCAUAACACCCUCGGAUAUAUUUCCUUCACCUACUUAAGCAAGAACGGCCUUCUUACUUCUUCUUAUCCAAUCAUACUGAGUCAAAAUCUCUUGCAGAGAAAUACACUCGUCAGAAACGUAACAUAGGGAGUUCGAAGAAGGGAUCAAAUGACAGCAAAAUGAUCAGUCGUGAUGAAAUCAAGAAAGAAGUUCAACUUGUUCUUAGUAACCUGGCCUGUAAAGUACGUUGCCCAAAAAACACCAGGGGAAGACGAGGGAGGCCUGGUGAAAGAGGUCCACCCGGGCCUCAGGGACCUCCAGGCCCUAAAGGCGAUCCGGGCCCUCAAGGUCCAAAGGGCGAUCCUGGUAAAACCAUCUCAGCUCCUUCUAUCGUGUCACCUCCCACAUCCACCGUGGUUAACGAAACCGAUGUAGCCUCAUUUCAGUGCAAGGUUAGAGGAAAUCCCAAACCUAAGAUCACGUGGCUAAAACAGAACGCCAGUCUUCCUGCUAGCAAAAGAAUCGUGCAGUCACGUGGUACCCUGAUGAUUAGGGAUGUGACGUCACAAGAUGGCGGAAUGUACACGUGUCAAGCGAAGAAUAUUCUUGGAGUUGUGCAAUCAUCCGUCACACUAACUGUUCAAGGUAAAAGAUGCAUUUAA